Messenger RNA from Etheostoma spectabile (orangethroat darter), 405 nucleotides. It is a transcript of the gene ndufa3, whose product is annotated as NADH:ubiquinone oxidoreductase subunit A3. Lineage: Eukaryota; Metazoa; Chordata; Actinopteri; Perciformes; Percidae. The transcript has 4 exons. The record is from RefSeq and is a predicted model, not a curated record. Gene Ontology annotation, cellular component: mitochondrial inner membrane; respiratory chain complex I. The coding region runs from base 46 to 297 and encodes 83 amino acids.
CAUUUCCAUGACCCCCUUUGGGGUUUUGAAACUACAGAAGACAACAUGGCGGGGAUCGCAGCGUUCCUGAAGAAUGCAUGGAAUAAGGAGCCUGUUAUCCUGGCCUCCUGUGCUAUUGGAUUGAUAGGUUUUGCUCUUCCGUUAAUCAGCCCCAUCACAAAGUAUACAGGAAUGAUCAAUUCGUCUGUGCCAUACAACUACCCAGUCCCUGUGCGAGAUGAUGGAAACAUGCCUGAUGUCCCUGCUCAUCCGAGUGAACCAAAAGGAAACAACUUGGAAUGGCUUAAAAAUCUUUAACUUUACAUUUGUACGAUCACAAACACUUGAUCGUUUCUUUUUGUUCAUAUGUGUCUGCAUAGCUGCUCCACCAAUCAAUGUCCCACAAUAAAGAUUUAUUUAAUUCUA